AUGUCUCUUCUCCGUCGCCUCCCAUCUUCCUCGACGGUCGUUAACGUUGGCCCCCCGUAUUGCACACACCCUUCCCCAGUAGCAAAAUUUAUAGAAUUCUCCUUCAACAAGACAAUCAUCGAUGAUGAGUACCACACCCAUAACCGGACCUGCACCUUUUCAAAAUCUACGAAGUUUAAUGAUCUUCCAGAUGAUAUCAAGAGGACGUUGAAACUAUCGAGACUUACUUCGCAUAGCUCGCACAUUCAGGGAUGUAUACAAAUAAGCAACGAGCUUAAACAGCGAAAAAUGGGGGAAGAGGCGAUCAAGGGCCAGGAGUUAAUUCGCGAAUUGCACAAGGAGCUGCUUGGUGUAUCCUCCGUUAUUCAGUCGGACUCUCUUCUUCGCCAAGGACCUGAAAGUGAAGAACUGAACAAGCAGUUCAAGACACGAUUGUCGCAACAACAUCAUCGAGGGCUUUAA
Molecule: messenger RNA, 462 nt
Organism: Suillus discolor
Lineage: Eukaryota; Fungi; Basidiomycota; Agaricomycetes; Boletales; Suillaceae
Exons: 7
Coding region: 1-462 (153 amino acids)
Source: RefSeq, a predicted model, not a curated record